This is a messenger RNA of Rhodamnia argentea, 1530 nucleotides long. RefSeq names its product putative cyclin-D6-1. Gene Ontology annotation, cellular component: cytoplasm; cyclin-dependent protein kinase holoenzyme complex; nucleus. Lineage: Eukaryota; Viridiplantae; Streptophyta; Magnoliopsida; Myrtales; Myrtaceae. The record is from RefSeq and is a predicted model, not a curated record. The transcript is spliced from 5 exons. Bases 139 to 1119 code for a protein of 326 amino acids. Gene Ontology annotation, biological process: regulation of cyclin-dependent protein serine/threonine kinase activity; mitotic cell cycle phase transition. Gene Ontology annotation, molecular function: cyclin-dependent protein serine/threonine kinase regulator activity.
CCACAUCUUCUUUUAAGAUAGCACCAAACUCCCGCAGGCUUUUUCUCUCAUCCAUUUAUGUCCCUCCUCCUCCACCAUCUCUUCCACUGAGCCCAACACCCCCCUCUCUCCCUCUCCGUCUCUCUUCUUCUCUCGUCCAUGGAGUUCGACCUCGAGAACCCGCUGACCCUCUGCUCCGAGACUCUCGCUUCCCUCUUCCUCGCCGAACCUGACCACAUGCCCGGGGAGAAGUACGUCAAUGGUCUCAGGGACGGAGGGUCCGCCGUCGCCGUCGCCGUCCGCCGCGAGAUCGUCUCCUCCAUCUCGCGCUUGUCCUCCAACUUGGACCCUCUCUCCUCGUACCUCGCCGUCAAUUAUCUCGACCGGUUCUUGUCCUGCCAGAGUUUGCCGCACUUGAGUCCGUGGGUUCUGAGGCUCCUCGCAGUGUGCUGUGUUUCUCUAGCGGCGAAAAUGCGGAACACAGACGUCUCUCUCGCUGAUUUUCAGGGCGAUGGAGGUUUCGUACACGAUUCGCGGACCAUACAGAGGAUGGAGUUUCUCAUCUUGGGAGCUCUGAAAUGGCGAAUGCGAUCCGUCACUCCCUUCUCUUUCGUCGCAUUCUUCACGUCCCUCUUCAAGCGCAAGGACCCACCUUUGAGGCAAGCCCUGAAUGCUCGAGCCACGGAGAUCAUCUUCAAGUCUCAGAACGACAUCGAGCUCAUGGACUUCAGGCCGUCGGUGAUUGCAGCAUCAGCUCUCCUCUCUGCCUCCCACGAGCUCUUCCCCUUGCAGUUUUCUUGCUUCAGAACAGCCAUUAUCAAUUGUUCAUACGUAAAUAAGGAUGAAUUGUUAGAUUGCUACAGCGCGAUGCAAGACGUAGCGACAGAGGGAUACGAAUCAGUUCUCGACAUCAUCUCAAGAUCGGACACGCCCAUUAACGUGCUCGACCAGAGCUUCUCCAACUCAGAGGACGGCGACGAGAAGGCUACUGGCGGUGGCAGCGGCGGUGGCGCCAUCUCGACCUCCACCAUUACGAGGACCUCGCUCAGAUCAGAGCGGCGUCUGAAGAGGAGAAAAGUAUCUGAUCACUGCUGCGACUCGCCGCACCCCUUCCAGCUUUCUCAGUUCCAACAGUGCUGAUGCCGGUGGGCAUUGAUGGUGACGAUAAGAACUCAUCCAAGACGUUUAAAUUUGACGGGUUCUCUGUUGAGAGUGCGACCACUCCAGAUGGUUCAGACAGAAGAUGGAGAAGAAGAAGAAGAAGAAGCAGAGGAGGAGGAGGCUGACGAGUGAUUGGUGAUAUCUUUUCAAUUGGGCGGAGAAUCUCGCGGCAGGAGAGGAAAUUCUUGAUUUUGCAAUUCCUUGUCUUAUUCAGGGGGGCCAAAUGGAGACAAAUCGCAACUUUGAGUUGUAGGGGGGUUAAGGCUUGAGAUAGGGAAGAGGGUUUCGUGUUCUUGUAUUGGUCUUUAAAAAAGUGUGCUGUGUCUCUUUAGUUUCUGGCAGAGGAAUGAUAAUAGCGAAUAUAAUAAACCACAAAAAAAAAAAAAGAUU